This is a messenger RNA of Emiliania huxleyi CCMP1516, 309 nucleotides long. RefSeq lists its product as hypothetical. The coding region runs from base 1 to 309 and encodes 102 amino acids. The transcript has a single exon. Lineage: Eukaryota; Haptophyta; Isochrysidales; Noelaerhabdaceae. The record is from RefSeq and is a predicted model, not a curated record.
AUGGAGGAGCGGCGGGGCCGUCGGCGCCAGCCGCACGGGUCGACGCCGCGCGAGCUGCCGCGCAAGAUUGAGCUGCCGCAACAGGAGCACGAGGCGUCGCGGGCGGUGCUGCGGGAGCGGGCGCAGCUGCGUGACGCGCAGGAGGAGCGGUAUGGCCCGCACACGCCCGCGGUGCGCGCGCUCGAGGCGGGCCUCAACGCCGCCUUUGACGCCAUCUCGCACAAGGAGCUCCCGGCGCUGUGGCCGUCGGUGCCACUCUGCGGGGCCUCCAGUGCGAGCGUGCAACUAGGGUGGCGAGGCUCUGUGUAA